Molecule: messenger RNA, 1460 nt
Organism: Sorex araneus (European shrew)
Lineage: Eukaryota; Metazoa; Chordata; Mammalia; Eulipotyphla; Soricidae
Product: collagen alpha-1(I) chain-like
Exons: 4
Coding region: 1-1053 (350 amino acids)
Source: RefSeq, a predicted model, not a curated record
AUGAGGGAUUCCUUCGUCCAUGUUCUCCCGCGGUCCGUUUCCUCCGUUUCGAUUCUGGGGGGCUCCGUACUCUGCGGGGCCGGCGCCCGGGGAGCUGUCGGGGGGCUCCGCGCGCCUUCAGCCGCUCCCUCCUCGGUGCCGGACGGAAAGUGGGGAGCCGCCGGGGCCCCCUCCCGCCGCGCUGGCGCUCGGGCACCCGCGCACGCAGCCUCGCGCCGGCCCCGCCGCGCCGGGAGUUCGCUCGCACUCCGGGCAGUGUUUGGCCACAGGGCACGCGCGUCCCCGGCCAGACCAGCACCCGGCUCACGUGCGGAACGUACCAUCCGCGGUCCGGCCCGGAGGGGGGCGGGGGAGGAGGGGCCGGGCCCGGAGGGGGCGUCGGAGCCGGCGGCGCGGGGGCGGGGACACCUGAUCGCGGCCACCGGAAAGGAAAAACAACUUCAGCCAAGCGCGUCCUCCUCCCGGGGCGCCGCAGUCGGCCGCGCGCGGGGGAGGGGCGCGCUGGGAACGGCGGGGACGCCGCGGGCUCGGGGCUUUCCCCUCUCGGCUCCCCUUUCCGCCCCUUCCCACCGCCCGCGCCGUUGUUGCUUUGCACCGGAGAAAGGGAAGAGAAAGAGGAUUCGCGCAGGCAGAUGCGGUUCCCCUGAUGUGCAUAGUCCUCCAACCAGCACCACGCUGCUCCUCCAGCCAGCACCACGCUGCUCCUCCAGCCAGUACCACGCUGCUCCUCCAGCCAGUACCACGCUGCUCCUCCAGCCAGCACCACGCUGCUCCUCCAGCCAGUACCACGCUGCUCCUCCAGCCAGUACCACGCUGCUCCUCCAGCCAGCACCACGCUGCUCCUCCAGCCAGUACCACGCUGCUCCUCCAGCCAGCACCACGCUGCUCCUCCAGCCAGUACCACGCUGCUCCUCCAGCCAGUACCACGCUGCUCCUCCAGCCAGCACCACGCUAGCCACGUCUCGUCACCAACAGUGGAUGCAGGAAGAAGCACGGGCACAUCCUGCUGCCAGCCGUGCAGCCCCAGGCGGGAAGACACUUCCCGUGGCCUGAACACCGUCUCCACCGGGGCGCCGUGACUGGGCUGGGAAGGGCCCACGGCCAAGCGUGUGUGAGUGAAGAGCGAGCAGGCACACCGGAGAAGCACCCAGUGGCCUUGCCUGCAGGACAGCACAGGAGUGCUUGGUUUGCCACCCCGCCCCCCACACACACACACUGCACACCGCCCGGGACAGCCGCCCAGUCACAGACUGACACCGAGUGGCACAUUCCACGAGCGCUCUCGACUCUGUCUGUGACCCCUUGGAAGCAGAGAACCGAGAAGCCUGUUCAUCUGCCAGUGCCAGCAGUGGUUGAGAAAUUCUUUGCUGUAACCAUCGUUUCCAGAAAUUUCCAAUAUAGAGAAAUUCUUUCACGUUUCUUUCAAGGCACUGGGAUGGUAAGUCUUCGUGGGGGUUUCA